Molecule: messenger RNA, 5500 nt
Organism: Poecile atricapillus (Black-capped chickadee)
Lineage: Eukaryota; Metazoa; Chordata; Aves; Passeriformes; Paridae
Gene: CD44
Product: CD44 molecule (Indian blood group)
Exons: 13
Coding region: 117-2063 (648 amino acids)
Biological process (GO): inflammatory response; positive regulation of ERK1 and ERK2 cascade; cell adhesion
Cellular component (GO): macrophage migration inhibitory factor receptor complex; basolateral plasma membrane; plasma membrane
Molecular function (GO): cytokine receptor activity; hyaluronic acid binding
Source: RefSeq, a predicted model, not a curated record
AAAAAGUGCAGCAAACUUCAGACUCAUUGACUGCAGGCUUAACAAGCGUCGGGGCUUUUCUUCUUUCUGCAGCUUGAAAGGAUCUUUGGAUUUUGCAAAACAGUCCCAAGUGAACAAUGGCCAACUUCUUCUUACGGGCAACUUUUGGAUUAUGUCUGCUGAGGCUCUGUCUAUCAGAAACAGAAUUCAAUAUAAGUUGCAGAUAUGGAGGAGUUUUUCAUGUUGAAAAAAAUGGCCGCUACAGUCUCACACGAUCUGAAGCAGUUGAACUCUGCAGAGCUCUCAACAGUACCUUGGCAACACUAGAGCAGCUGAAGAAAGCUCAUGAGCUUGGAUUUGAAACUUGCAGGUAUGGUUUCGUGGUGGGGCAUAUUGUUAUCCCACGGAUCAAUCCCUAUCAUCUUUGUGCAGCAAAUAACACUGGCAUUUACAAACUUUCAGCAAAUACAACUGCUCGGUAUGAUGCAUACUGUUACAAUGCGACAGAAACAGAGGAAAAAACAUGUGAGCCAGUUGUAAAAAUAGAUACUUCUUUACUGAGUAAUCAGGAUGAAACAGUCAUUGACAACGCGGAUGGCUCCCGUUACAAUGUGGACGGCACACGUCAUACCGGCGGAGAGUCCUCAACCUCAGGGGUGGAUGAUGAAAAUGCAGGGAGUGGAUCAACCCAUGAGACAACUCCCAUGGAUGCCUCCAUCAGGAGAUCCAGCCCCUCCUAUUAUGGGAGUCCUACUCCAGUCUCACAGCUGCCAGAUCAUACUUCUGGAGGAGGGGAGAAAGGAAUUCCUGGAAAAGAUUAUGAUGAUGAAUUUCCAUCUGUAUCACCUGACAUCUCUUUGGGGACGGUGGCCGGUGAUUUCCGUGAAGAAGAUGAUGGGCAGUAUCCUGCAAGUACUACUAUGGUCCCCAGCCAUGGGGCCAAACAGAACGACUCAGCACAAGACCCAUUGGUGUACCCAGGCUGGGAUGAGGGAGAGGAUUAUGCCACACAGCCUGCUGUAACGGAGAGAGUCACUCCUUCCAGAGAGAACAAUCAUGACAGAGAGUCUUCCACUUCAGCUGUUGCCUCUCCUGAUGGUACCCACCACAAAGAGCCAACUCAACCACUUCUGCCUUGGGAUAAUGAAUCAGAAAUGAGCACUGAAGGCAUCAUGAAUCCCACAGAUGCCCCCAGGGAUGAAGUUCUCCACAGGACCACAGCCACUAUGAUCAAAACUGUCACAGCCUCCACUGACAUUCUGGCACCAGAAGAUAUAACCCAGGAAGGAUGGGCACCUCACCUUGUGGUAACAGCUGCUUCCUCUCCUGAUGGUGCCCACCACAAGGAGCCAACUCAAACACCUCUGCCUUCGGAUGAUGAACUGGGACAGGGCACUGAAGGCAUCACAAGUCCCAUGGAUACGCCCAGAGAUGAAAUCCUCCACAGGACCACAACCAGUGUGACCAAAACUGUCGUAGAGUUCCUGGAUGAUGCUGACCAAGAGAAAGCAACCAAGGAGCCACUGGCACCUGGCACUGCACCUGGAAGGGAAGGUGAACCAGCAAACACCACAGAUGGUUCCCAUGUCCAUGUCCAUGGGAUACCUGAGGUUUUUUCAGACAUUGAGGACCGUUUUAUUCCCGUGCAGACUCCUCUUACUACCAGCUCUACCUCAAGUGUGUAUGGUAACCAAGGACCACACAAGGGACAUUAUGAAUCCACUACUUCCCCUGGAGAGAACACCACAACAAAAAUAGCUUCACAACCAAGGUCGGCCCCUGUACCAGACUGGCUGAUCAUCGUCGCAGCUCUCGUGGUGCUUGCAUUGAUCCUUGCCGUGUGCAUUGCUGUUAACAGUCGCAGAAGAUGUGGGCAGAAGAAAAAGCUAGUGAUUAACAAUGGCAAAGGGGCAGUGGAGGACAGGAAGACAAGUGAAUUAAAUGGAGAUAUCAGCAAAUCACAAGAAAUGGUGCACUUGGUUCAUAAAGAACAGUCAAAUGACCGAACACAAGCAUGUGAUGAAUUCCUGACUGUUAAUGAAACACAAAACCAUCACGAGUUUGACAUGAAGACUGGAGUGUAAUGGUACCACUGCCAAGCAGAUCAGGGCUGGGGAAACCAAAGUCACGCAGAACUUGAACAGGAAUUCACAGAUGCACUGUGCUACUGAUGUCUUUUGAACAUAAGCAUAAGUUCUAUUUCUUUUUAAUCACUUUGCAAUGACGCCUGAGUUUAAAAAUUGACAUGUGCUUUCUGAAAUACACCCCCAAGAGCUGGAUAAUGCUUUCAGUUCCCACACCCUUCACAAAGUGAAGUCCCUUCACUGUGUCCUGGAUGCUAGGAGGCAUGCAAGUUGACAUCAUUAUUCCCCAGAUGGAAGGUCUUCACUGUGUAGAGCUAAAGAAAUAUCCAGUCACUCCAUCUUACAGAUAUUUAAAGUAUUAAACAUGCCAUGGUACAGAAUUAAGUGAAGAAAAAUGUCAAGAGUAAAAAAAAUCAAGUUUAAACCCAAAAGGCAUCUUCUACAAUGUCUGCAACAUCAGAAUCCUUCAGAAAUGCCUUCUAGCCAGGAAUAGCAGUGGGUACAUUCAGAUUCUGCCAGCAUAAUCAAAAAGCAACAUUUUAUAAUUGUGUGGCUUGGUCUGCAACGAGGGAAACCCAGAAGGACAACAUUUAUUUAUCUCUAUUUUUAAAUAUCUAUGGACAUACAGCAAGUCUUCUUGGGAGGGGUAAUAAAGGCAUGAAAACAUGAGCUGAAACAUAAUAAACUUCUAUUCUUUAUUAUCCUAGCUACCUGUACAAUUAUCAUUCAGUUUUUGUUCAUUGCUCUUCUCCCCCACUCAUUCAUUGGUCCAAUUUUGUGCAUGUUUUUAAUGAGCCUGUUAGAUAAGGUAAUGACCCCAGCUCUAUCACAUAUGCACAAAUCAAGCAAUUGAGAUCACUAGGGGAGCUGAUAGUAUUUUGUUCCUGAAAAUAGGUCUCCAUAUUCCUGCUCCAUUAAGGAGAUGCUGAGCCUAUUACCAUUUUUUCUCCUCUAACUAUUAUACGAGAUUGCUGAUAUUUUAAAAGUUGCUUUUCUAUGAUCUCGCUCAUUUCCUCAGAAUUCUAGUUCAUUUACAUUUUUUUCCAUCUGCUUUUUAAAAAUGCCAAAAAGAAACAUUGCUUGCUUUUUGGUAUCAGAAGCUCAAUUUCUACAGAAAAGAUCAAAGCAAAUGAAACCCUUACCAGCCAUGUAAUAUAGUACAAUAGCUGAGCUGCAUUGUUAUAUGUUUUUGUUAUGUCCUUUUGUGUCUGUUAUGUAAAGUAUUUGUAUUAAGCUAUGAUGCUGUGCAUUAUAUUGAUAUGAAUUGUCAGGAAAAAAAUUAUUUACUACCAGUGGUCUGUGCCAUUUUUAAGAAAGCUUAUUGGAAUGGAGGGGGAAGUUUAGCUUCUAAUUGGACUGCCCCCAGGAAAUGCAGGGGAAAACGUUGGUUUGUGUCAGCUGAGGGAUGUGGACGGUCUGUAGCAGGGUUAUUCAGGAGUUCUGUUCACUGACCAUAGACCCUAUCUUUGUUCUGCUGAAGUAUGUUAUUUUAUGUUCUCCAUCUGAGGCAGUCUGGAGGAUGAAUAUUCAGCUGGCUAAAUGCUGACUUUAGCUAGCACUGAUCUUUACUGGAACAUAAAGCACAAGACUGUUGAUUAUAUUUGAGUCACAGCCCUCCAGCAGUUUCCCAUGUGCUUCACAGAAAUGCUCAAGUGCCCUGGUAUCUGCUGGCAGAUCUCCUCAGGGCAAUUUACACCUGGGCAGAAAGUUCCAAGACAAAGUGAUGUUUUAAAAUACACAUAGGAUGUUUUCUGACUUUAUGUAGGUCAGGUAUUUCAUCUGUGAACAGUGCAUUGAUUUAUGUUUAAUGUUUUUAAACACGCUUUUCUAUUUGUCAUUAGAAAUCAAAAUGAUCUGUUGAAGGCUGUGCUUAAACUGGUGUUAGGUACUCAUUCCACUAAGUAUGGAGAUCCAGAGUAAGAAUUAUUCCUCCCUUUAAAUCCUAAAUGAAUAUAAGUCUCAGUGAGGAUUUAUUUCAUUGUCCUGGAGGUUAAAUUUCUCUUUUAAAAAACCAAAAAAUCUGUGGCAUGUUAUUCAUCUCCCCAUUCAGAUGCUGAAUGAAGAAGUCCACAAACUUCUUUGUAAUUUAUCUUAUAGUCAGUUGCUAUAAAAGCACAGACAACACUGGUUGGGUUAUUUGUAUAUUUUUAAAUGGGAGAUGCUCAAGAGGCAGUGCCAUUAUUUUAUAUAUGCUGAUUCUUUUUAGAUUAUGUCCUGUGACUUAUGUGUAAUUGUUUCACUAUAGUUUCAAAACUAGACAGCCAUUUCAUAUGUGUAAUACAGUACAUACUUUUAUUAAUCUUGCUUUUAUUAUGAGGGGUUGUUUGUUAUGUGUAUGUAUUUUUAUAUAGAGCACUCGAUAUAUUUGCGUAUUUAUUUAACAGAUUAAUCAAAAUGAAAGAAAAUGCCAUUUCUAAAUUGUAACUAGAAUUUGCUAAAAACAUAUUGGACUUUAAAAUAAGCAUCCAAAAUAAACCUGAUUCCACACUGAGGAUAAAAUGUAAGUCCAGCUGUUGGUGGGAGAGAAGUAUUCAGCCGGAUAGUGCUGUUGAAUACUGUGAUUGUUUUUUCAGCUUGCAAACUCCAAUCCAGGUGAGGUGAAUGCUGUGUGACCUCGUCUGCUCUGCCGGCUUCCCAUAGGCUCCACAGAUGCUCUGGGAGUUAGUGAUGAACUCAGCUUUCUCCUGGAAGCAGACAACAGCUACAACAACUUGGUUGAGUUCAAGAUUAACUCAUUGAAAUCUUGAUGACCAUUCCUGUCUCAUUAACCAACAGCAUUUGGAGAGUGAAGCACCCAGCAAGAUCCAGCCCUUCCUUCUGGGUGCUGACAGACAAACUGUGUCUUGGUCUGUCCUUGGUGCCUAAGAAGAAUGAGGAUCUCUCCUAAAAAUGCUAAGGAGGUCAGACCUGCGAUCAGCUUGUGUCACUCCUUUGUCUUGAGAAGUUUCAAAUAAAUGUGAUCCAGACCAGUGGAAAUACUGUCUAAAGCAGCAAGCAUACUUAAGAGAGGCUCUGCAUGUUUUAUGGGAAUGAGAUAUUUUCAUGAAGCAUUGAAGGUUGAUUGCUUCAUGUGUAUUUUGUUGAAGUUCUGACGAGGAAUAUUUGAUUAAAGCAGAGAAAGGAUGUGCAGCUGUCAUGUCUGCCUUUGUGAAUGAACCCUUUCCACAACACCAGUUCCAAAAUUGUACUUUUGCAGUUUUUCACAUGAUAGGGAUUUUUUUGUGUGUCCCUUGUCAACAACAACGGCCUCUGUACUAAUUAGUUUGAAGCAUGUUGCCUGGAAUAUCUUUUAGGAGACAAUUGCGAGUGUCUCUAGCACAUACCAUUCUGGUUAGGGUUGGUCCUAAUUAUUCUUUCUGUAGAUGAAGGAAAUAAAUCCUCUGACAACUGUGUUCUGCUUCCACAUACAAAGACACCAGGGUGUUUUGUAAGUCGGC